UUCUCUCUUCUCUCUUCUCUCUUCUCUCUUCUCUCACCAUGCGCUACUCCCUCGUCGCCGUCGCCGCCAUCGCCGCCCUCGUCUCCGCCCAGGACCUCUCCGGUCUCCCCGCUUGCGCUCAGUCCUGCGCUACCACCGCAAUCACCGACACUGGCUGCGGCCUCGACGCUGCCUGCAUCUGCUCUGACGAGUCCUUCAUCAACUCGAUCGCCUCCUGCGUGGUCGAGGCCUGCGACUCCGACGGCCAGCAGGCCACCGUCGAGUUCGCCGAAAACCUCUGCCUCGCCAGCUCCGUCACCCUCACCGGCGUCGAGUCCCUGCUCGAGUCUGCUGCGGCUGCCUUCUCUGCCUCUGACUCCGGCUCCUCCUCCGCCUCUGCCGUUUCCUCGGCCGUUUCCUCUGCUGCUUCCUCCGCCGUCUCCUCCGCCGUCUCCUCCUCCACUCACUCGGCGCACUCCUCCACCCUCUCCUCCUCCGUCCUGAGCUCCAACUCCUCGCACUCCACGGCCUCCUCCUCCGCCGUCCCUAGCUCCUCGGCCGCCGCCAGCUCCUCCUCCGCCGGUGCCUCCACCGUCGCUGCCUUCGGCGCCACCUCGCUCCUUGGCUUCCUCGUCUCGAUGUUUUUGUAAUCUCGACCCGGCGAUGAGCUCCAAGUAAUAUAGAAUGAAUUCAGAUAUAAAGUUGUUCUCCUAUUUAUA
This is a messenger RNA of Myxozyma melibiosi, 698 nucleotides long. RefSeq lists its product as uncharacterized. The transcript has 3 exons. NCBI's taxonomy places the organism in Eukaryota, Fungi, Ascomycota, Lipomycetes, Lipomycetales, Lipomycetaceae. The record is from RefSeq and is a predicted model, not a curated record. Bases 39 to 629 code for a protein of 196 amino acids.